Abrus precatorius (Indian licorice) is the source of this 1386-nucleotide messenger RNA. RefSeq names its product ER membrane protein complex subunit 3. NCBI's taxonomy places the organism in Eukaryota, Viridiplantae, Streptophyta, Magnoliopsida, Fabales, Fabaceae. The transcript has 8 exons. The record is from RefSeq and is a predicted model, not a curated record. Gene Ontology annotation, cellular component: EMC complex; membrane. Gene Ontology annotation, biological process: protein folding in endoplasmic reticulum. Bases 467 to 1207 code for a protein of 246 amino acids.
GUAUCAAGUUGGUCUGUGACAAUAUUGGUUCCAAGUUCUUGAUCUUGUUCCUCCGUCUCAAAAUUUAGGGUUCACAAAGUUCCACCUUCUCUUUAAUUUUUCUCAUUCGCCCACCAUCAUCAAUGCGCUUUUUGGACUGAUUUUUCUCUGUGGCGCAUCGCAAUUCUUCACCUGUUUCGUUUUGGUAUCACGCGAAACCCAAUCAGACAGUGUGACCCAGUAAGUUCCCCGUUUCCAACGUCGAAUUCAAUAGCCAACGCCACACAGAAUUCUAAGUGUUCCGCCUCAGAAUUUUGAAAAAUGUCAGAAAACAAAAAAUUGAUGUCCUUGACCCUUUCUGAACACUUCGAAUUUCGCUGCACUCCGAAAAUUUGAAGAUUAAUCAUGCUUGUUCAUGCAUAGAGUUUUAGCAGGUUUUAUUAUCUAGUUGAUACUUCAUUCAUUAUUUCAUGUAGGUAUUGGAACGAUGGCGGAAGAUCUGGUGCUGGAUACUGCAAUCAGAGAUUGGGUGCUGAUCCCUCUCUCUGUAGUUAUGGUUCUCAUCGGUGUGCUUCGCUAUUUUGUUUCUAAGCUCAUGCGUUCUUCCCAAACUCCUGAUGCUAAAAUUAUUAAGGAGGGGCAAGUGAUCGUUAGAGCUCGUAAUUUACGUGCUGGAGCAAAUUUUAUUCCUUCAAAGGCUUUUCGUGCCCGCAAAAUUUACUUUUGUAACGAGGAAAACGGUCUGUUGUUUGUUCCAAAGGGCCAAGCCCAGAAUCCGCAAGCACAGAUGUUCUCUGAUCCGAACAUGGCCAUGGAUAUGAUGAAGAAAAACCUUUCAAUGAUCAUUCCUCAGACUCUCACUUUUGCGUGGGUGAACUUUUUCUUUUCUGGAUUUGUAGCAGCCAAGAUACCCUUUCCGCUGACACAAAGGUUUAGGUCAAUGUUGCAGAAUGGAAUAGACCUUAGCACAGUAGAUGUUAGCUAUGUCAGCAGUCGCUCUUGGUACUUCCUCAAUCUGUUUGGACUGAGAGGAUUGUUUAGCCUCAUUUUGGGUGAAGAAAAUGCUGUAGAUGAUACACAGCGUAUGAUGCAAAUGGGUGGAUUUGGAUUUGAUCCUUCAAAGGGUCUGAGUGCUGAGAAAGACAAUUUGGACAUAACACAGCAUGACUGGGCCUUACCAAAUUUCGAGCAGCGUGCAGAAGCUGUGUUGAGGAAAGUUAUCAGUUAACAAUGUUAUGGAUUAGCUAGCUUGAUCGGUUGCAUUUGUUUGUAGGAUGCCCUUCUAUUGUUGCGCUUGGACCUUUACCUUCUGCAGCAAAAGAUAUCGAAGAUCAUGUUGCAACAAUGAGUGUCAUCUUGAAACUAAACUCUUCAUUUUAUUAUCAGAAAACAUUGGCACAAUUUUGU